Molecule: messenger RNA, 3523 nt
Organism: Bombyx mandarina (wild silkworm)
Lineage: Eukaryota; Metazoa; Arthropoda; Insecta; Lepidoptera; Bombycidae
Gene: Glg1
Product: Golgi apparatus protein 1
Cellular component (GO): Golgi membrane
Molecular function (GO): fibroblast growth factor binding
Source: RefSeq, a predicted model, not a curated record
AUUGUAUUACUUUUCUAGAUAUUUUCUGAAAAUUGUCGGCAUUUUUUAUCAUUCGCAAUUAUAAAAAUUUGUGGAAUAUAACACGACCUUCAUUUUGAAGCUCAAUGAAAAAUUAAAGCAACCCUUUGUUUAUGUGACGUCGAAAGAAAAAUGCAAAAUGUUUUUUGUUAACUUUAAUGAGCCAAAAGAUUAGUUGUGUUUGUGCAAGUUAAACACCGGUAUUUCCACAAUGUCAACUAAAGUCUUCACGACAGUUUGGGUAAUAACGGCAUGUUUAGGAGUUUUGAAAAAUGUGCAUUGCCGAAAAUCGGAUGAUAACUCCUACAAAAACUAUUUAUUCAGCUGGGACGCUGGUGAAUGCGCGCUAUAUCAUAAAUUAUGUUCUCACUUAGACGAUCAUUUCGCUUUGCUGACAUGUUCAUUACAUUCGUCCUAUGAUAAGACCCAAAUACCACCAAGUUGUCAGCACAAGUUAUGGGUUCAGCUGUCAUACUUAAUCAACAACUCAUUCUUGUUUCAUACACUAAAAGACCCAUGUCAAGAAGAUACAGAAAUAUCGAGUUGUUUUGAUCCUAAUGUCUUAACUGUAGAUUGUAUAUUAAAAAAGAAGCCUAGUGCGACAGUGAAAGUUUGCUGGAGAAUGAUAAAUAAAAUAGAAUCUCUAUUAUUUAAUGACUGGCAAAUUACUACAAACUUCAUUUCUAAAUGUUUUGAUGAUGUAAAUACUCAUACUUGUGGUAAAAUUCCACCUGAUCCUAAGAGUCUUUCGCAAACAGAGACAUUGAAAUGUCUUCAAAAUUAUGAACAAUAUGUCACUGCAGAUUGUAAAGCAGAGAUCACUGUACUAUAUGAAAUGAGAUACAGUAAUUUACAGUUAGAUAAAAUUGUAUUUGCUGCCUGUAAUGUAGAACAAAAUAGUUUCUGUCGUGAUGAAAUACCAGGAUCAUGGUUAAUGUAUAAAUGUCUCCUGAGACAUAAGUAUGAAAAUGGGGUUCGUAAAAAAUGUCAAGAUCAGCUCUUCUAUGAUCAAAAAAAUAUAGCCAUGAAUUAUAAAAUGAGUCGAGGCUUAGUAAAGGCAUGCAGAGAAGACAUUAGAAAGUUUCAUUGUCGAAAAGGCAUUGUUGAAGACAAAGAUGUGAGAUUAGCACAAAUUUUACUCUGCUUAGAGAGUAACAUACAAAAUGAUACGAAAAGCAUUUCAUCUGAGUGUACAGCGGAAAUGAUUGAUCAUAGAAAAAUGUUGAUGGAAGAUUAUAGACUGUCACCAGAGUUGAUGCAGAAUUGUGCCAAUGACAUUACUAUGCUAUGUAGAGGAAUUGAAGCUGGUGGUAAAACUAUUCACUGCUUAAUGGACCAUGCAAGACCUAGGAGAAGAAAAGACAGAAGAAUAAGUUUAGAAUGUCAGAAGUCAUUGGAAAUGUUAGUACAGGAAACAAAUCCAGGUGAAGAUUGGAGAGUUGAUCCUGUUUUAAGGGCAGCCUGUAAACCUGUUGUAGAUAAAGCAUGUGGAGAAAUAGCUGGUGGUAAUGGCAGAGUCAUGUCAUGUCUAAUGGAAAAAAUUCAUACAAAAGCAAUGACUGAUGAAUGUGAGGUGGCAUUAUUGCAAAUACAGUACUUCAUAUCAAGAGACUUUAAGCUUGAUCCUCAGUUAUAUAAAGCUUGUAAGUAUGAUGCUGUUACUACUUGCAAGGCUAAGUUACAAUGGGCUGAUGCUAGUGAACAUCAUUCUGAAAAAGAUCCUUUAAUAUUUCCAUGCUUAUAUAAUUAUGCUUACAACUCUGAAUUGAGAGGCAGAUUGCGACUAGCCUGUGAGGAACAAGUGAAGAGGGUAAUGAGGCAGAGAGCAUCAAGUGUUGAUUUAAUGCCACAAAUUGAGGACUUUUGCAUGGAUGACUUAGCCAAUUUUUGUCUUGAGAAUACUGGAAAAGGGGAAGAAAUUUUAUGUUUACAAAGUAAAAUUAAAGAGCUUUCUCCAAAGUGUAAAGAUAUUGUGUCUAAUUUCACUGAAACUCAAAGUGGACACAUAGAACUAAAUGCAGUUAUCAAUACAAACUGUCGAGGUAUUACUGAAAAACUAUGUGCAUCUGAACUACAAAGUAAAAAAGAAGAAGAUGAUGUUCUCGAGUGCCUAAUACUUCAUAAAAAUCAUCCAGAUGUAAAAGCUAAUGUGAAAUGCAGAGCUGCCAUUGAACACGAACAAUUGAUCUCAUUAAAGAAUUAUAGAUUCACAACCAAGUUUAAGAAUGCUUGUAAAUAUAAUGUUGACAGAUUUUGUCCCAAAGCACAAACAAAAAACCAAGUUGUAUCAUGUUUGAGCGAGAUAGUAAGAAAUGAUACAAUUAACAGACGUAAACAUACAAUAGUCAAGGAGUGUCGACAACAGCUAAGAAGUCAAUUAUUCCAACAAAAGGAAAAUAUAGAUUUAGACCCGGAUCUGAAAGAAGCUUGUAAAAAAGACCUUGAAAUAUUAUGCCCUUCUAUUACACAUGGUGAGGCUGCAGCCUUAGAGUGCCUUCAGACAUCCAAAGGAAAAUUGAGUCAAAAAUGUAGGAAGGUAUUGUUUGUAGUGAAGAAACAAGAAUUUACAGACAGCGGAAUUGAUUACCAUUUGAUAAAAACAUGCAAUGACAUGAUAGAUAAAUUCUGCCACAACACAGAACCCUCAAAGAUUUUUGACUGUUUGAAAACACAUCAUCAGAGCCUUGAUUUCGAGAAAAAUUGUAAAGUUGUUGUGGUGAACCGAAUGAUAGAACAGAAUACAGAUUACAGAUUUAACAUAAAUUUGGUCAAUUCAUGUAAAUCUGAUAUUAAUGCACAUUGCAGUGAAAUAUUAGCUAAUGAACCUCAAGAUGUAGAACUACAAGGAAAAGUAUUGUAUUGCCUAAAAGAAAAGUUUAGGGAAUCAAAAUUAACGACAGAUUGUGAAAAUGAAGUGGCUAAUAUUUUGAAGGAGCAGGCAUUGAAUUAUCGUCUUGAUCCGUUGCUUGAGAAGCUGUGUCAAGCUGAAAUUCAAACGAUAUGUUCUGUGCAAAACGAUAUCACUAUUUCGGAUGGACAGGUGGAGGAAUGCCUCAAGAAUGCCUUAUUAAAAGACAAAAUCGUAUCAGCCGAAUGCUCCCGUGAAAUAGCUAAGUUGAUAGAACAAACCGAAGUCGACAUCGAGGCUGAUCCGUUGUUAGAAAGAGCCUGUGCUUUCGAUCUGUUGAAGUAUUGUAAAGAUCUAGAACAUGGUGCUGGGAGACGUCUGAAAUGUUUAAAAAUUAUAUCAAAUGAUGGAACACGGAAGUUGGAGGCAGCAUGUGAAAAGGAACUCACAAGUAGAUUAGAAAUGUAUAGAUUUGUAGCAGCUAAAUUUGAAACACUGGGAGAUGUUUAUCAUAGCAUAUCAUCAUCACCAUCAAAAAAAUAUUUCUUAGUUGUAGGUAUUUCGAUUGUAGGCAUAAUUUUUAUAUUUGGUCUGUACUGUGGACAUGUUACUAAAAAAGCUAUGUAUGUUAAGCAAAAAUAAUAAAUGAACUAUUGC